Messenger RNA from Clupea harengus (Atlantic herring), 2950 nucleotides. Its product is annotated as alkaline ceramidase 2-like. The record is from RefSeq and is a predicted model, not a curated record. NCBI's taxonomy places the organism in Eukaryota, Metazoa, Chordata, Actinopteri, Clupeiformes, Clupeidae. Gene Ontology annotation, cellular component: Golgi membrane. Gene Ontology annotation, biological process: ceramide catabolic process; sphingosine biosynthetic process. Gene Ontology annotation, molecular function: N-acylsphingosine amidohydrolase activity.
AUCACAUGCACAUACAGCUGAAUGUUAACUGUUGCCGUGCGCUGUGUGUAGGAGAUAAACUCACCAAGAGCGAAUCCGUUAGAAUAGUCUAGCACGGCUGGUUGUUCUCCUGGAUUGGAAUUAUGACCAUGAUUGAUUUCAAAGACCCCCUGAUCAAACGUCAGAGGGAAAUAACAUGGACGCCUAUCUUCUAUUGGAAAUGACAAGUUUAAAAGUCUGACAAGCUGCGAUACAGUAGAACAGAAGCGACGUUGGAAUCACCGUGGGUUGCAAGAGUCUAUUCUGGUAGUUCGUGAGAAUAAGCAAAGGGAUGAGCGAUUUGCGAUUUUGGGACCAGUUAGAACCUGGCAGCUCCGAGGUGGACUGGUGUGAAGGCAAUUACUUGAUAUAUCCAAACAUUGCGGAGUUUUACAACACGAUCAGCAACAUCUUAUUUUUUGUUUUGCCACCUAUUUUGAUGUGGUUAUUCCGUCAAUAUGCCACACAUUACAACAGUGGAAUUUAUCUAAUAUGGAUUCUUCUGGUGGUUGUAGGCAUUGGGUCUACAUACUUCCAUGCCACCCUCAGCUUCCUGGGGCAGAUGCUGGAUGAGCUGGCCAUUCUCUGGGUGCUUAUGUGUGCCAUUGGGAUGUGGUUUCCCAAGAGAUACCUGCCACGAGUCUUCAAGAAGGACAGGUCACGAUUUAAAGUGGUGAUCGGCGUGCUGUCUGGAGUCACCACUGGCCUGGCCUUCAUCAAACCCGUCAUCAACUCUGUGUCCCUCAUGAUGCUGGGCAUACCCUGCACCGCGCUGCUCAUCACGGAGCUCAGACGGUGUGAAAACCCUCGUGUUUUUAAGCUGGGCCUGAUCUCAGGAUUCUGGUGGACUCUGGCCCUGCUUUGCUGGUUAAGUGAUCGCAUUUUCUGUGAAAUGUGGUCCUCAGUCAAUUUCCCCUACCUGCACUGUCUAUGGCACAUCCUCAUCUGCCUGGCCUCCUACCUGGGCUGUGUGUGUUUCGCCUACUUCGAUGCCUUCUCCGAGGCCCCGGAGAGAGGCCCAGUCAUUCUCUUCUGGCCCAGUGAGAAAUGGGCCUUCAUCGGAGUCCCGUACGUCAGCCUGCUCUACGCCCAAAACAAGUCCCCCAUCAAGAUGACUUAGCGCACACCACAUGUGGGCCGCUGAUUUGAAGUGCUCUACCUUAGCUCAACCUCAGGGAGGUGCUCAGAGCUUUACAAAAACACUCAUAUCUCCUCAGGGUUGGAAGGGUUAAAGAACACACCUCCACAAUCAAUGACAAGCACAUAGUUUAGGCCGGGUAUGGUGUGUUUUCAGAUUUUUUUUUUGUAGAUACAAGAGAACUUUGGUCUGAAUGCGAAGGGUUUGUUUUUACAGUGGGUUGUUGUUUGCCACAGAAGAAACACUGAUCAAUUCCAGGUGCAUAUCAGCAGUAGCCGCAGUAACAAAGGCUCCAUAUCAUAUCUACUCUGGGGCAGGUAGUGUGUAAGCACUCUGUCUGAGUUCCAAAGCAAUGUUGAAUUCUGACAGAGAGGUUUCCAAAUCUAAAUGGCAAACAUUUUCUUUUAAAUAUGUCAGAGACUGUCUGUGGAGAAUUUCAGUUUGUUUACUCAUUCACACCACAUUUCCAAAUGUGCCAGAUGGAACUUUGUAUGUGUGGACAGCUCACAGUCCAAACAUAUGGCUAUGCCAAAUUAGCCAAAUUUAUAUGAAAAGCCAUUUUUUGUGAUGUGCCAAAAGAAUAUCUGUUUUGUACUAAAUUUGACCAUGCUAAGCAACAGAGAAUUGUGUUUGAAUGUUUGAAAGUGGCUUCAAGUUAUAAUCCAUAAUUUUGCACUUUGCUUUGUACCACACCAACGCUGUUGUUGAAUGGCCAGGUAAGUGUUUUGUUCUCUGGCCAGACCACUGACUUUUUUUCCCCUGGUGCCGACAUCCUCCUCCACUCCUAGUUAGAUCUGCUUACAUUGACAUCUUAAUGCCAUAGCCUGAUGUGGCAGUGAUGUAGUUAAUUGUUUUGCAGUAGAUCAGUUAUCCCAAAUGUCAUGUGUUGAUCGUUUGUUUGAAGAGGUUGACAAUAUAUUAAUCAUGUACUAAUUAUUUGUAUUUGUUUAGAAAUGAAGAUAUAUUGAUAUUAUUUUUAGAUGAUGGGUAGAGCUGAUGUUUGUAAUGUCAGUGUUAAGCAAACAUAUUCUUAUUUACUCUUGUAUUUGAACCUUUUCAACUGAUAUGCAAAGACAAGAUGUCAUGGGAUUUGUUUAGGUAAAUAUGCUAUUCUAUAUUUUUUUAUAACUACCAAGAGGACAACUCAGAUCUGUUGGAUGUCAUGUCACUUAAAUGUGAAUUCAGUUAUGUUUAACUAUCCACAAUCGUCUUCCCCUGUGCUCAUACACACACCAGAGGCAAUACUCCGUCUCUUGAUCUCCCCCUGCUGGUAAUGACUAAAAGUUCUUGCACUAUUCUUGAGCUACAUUACCUCUUUAGUCUCUGAGUACCACUAUGGCAUCUGUUGCUACAUGUAGGUAAAAGUAGUAGUGUUACGGGACACUGAAUGACACGUUUCAGAUCAUGUUCAUUGUAGUAGGCCUAUGGCUAUGCAUAUAGGCCGAAACUGUAUCCCACUUACGUUAUUUUAGAUACUGAACAAUUGACAAUACAACACACAAUGCAAAUACGUAUUUUGUGCCAAAGAGAAGGUGGACAAAGUCUGUGCAGCGACUGAACAAGAAAGAGUUCAAAUCUUCAUUGUGAUUCUGGUGUCUCAUUCAAGUUUCCAAGGGAGCUUGAAUUGGACUGACACUGGUUAUCUUUUGCACAAUGCUUGUCUUUGCACUGGUAGCUUAAGUAAAAAUGUUUGUGGAAUUGAGGAAAUGCUGUAAAAUGUUAGCCUAUAACAAUUUAUUUUAAUAUGCUAUCUAAUUAUACAAAAACUAGUAAUAAAUAAAGUGUUUAAACGUG